This is a messenger RNA of Priceomyces carsonii, 672 nucleotides long. RefSeq names its product phosphoribosylglycinamide formyltransferase (gene ADE8). The coding region runs from base 1 to 672 and encodes 223 amino acids. The record is from RefSeq and is a predicted model, not a curated record. Gene Ontology annotation, biological process: 'de novo' IMP biosynthetic process. Gene Ontology annotation, cellular component: cytoplasm. The transcript has a single exon. NCBI's taxonomy places the organism in Eukaryota, Fungi, Ascomycota, Pichiomycetes, Serinales, Debaryomycetaceae. Gene Ontology annotation, molecular function: phosphoribosylglycinamide formyltransferase activity.
AUGGUUCGUAGGAUCACAGUAUUAAUAUCCGGUUCUGGAUCAAACUUACAAGCAUUGAUAGACUCACAGAUUCAAGGGAAGUUGAGUGGGGAAAUCAUUCAAGUUAUUUCAUCUAGUGAAUCGGCAUACGGAUUGCAAAGAGCUGCGAAUGCUUCGAUUCCAGCAGUAACUCAUAGUCUUAAAAGCUACUACAAGGGAACGGGGAAAGAACAAAAAGAGGAGAGACAGAUCAGACGUGAAAAAUUUAACAAAGAUUUGGCAAACUUAAUAAUUUACGGAAAUGUUGAGGGCCGCUACUUGGAAAGCUAUAAAGGACCAGAUAUAAUAGUGUGCGCCGGUUGGAUGCUUAUAUUGUCGCCCUCUAUUUUAACGCCACUAGAUGAAGCAGGAAUUAAGAUCAUUAACUUACAUCCUGCAUUACCUGGAGCCUUCGAAGGUACACAUGCCAUUGAAAGAGCAUGGAAAGCUGGCCAAAACGGUGAAAUUCUGAAGGGUGGUGUGAUGAUUCACAGAGUUAUUACGGAAGUUGAUAAAGGUGCACCGCUUCUUGUUAAGGAGAUAGAUUUAAGAAGAGGCGAGCCUUUAGAGGCUUAUGAGGCCAGAGUUCAUGAUAUUGAACAUAUGGCGAUUGUAGAAGGCACUAAUAUAGCAUUGAAUGAUCUCGACAAAUAA